Messenger RNA from Cyclopterus lumpus (lumpfish), 2538 nucleotides. RefSeq lists its product as uncharacterized. Gene Ontology annotation, cellular component: plasma membrane; cytoplasm. Lineage: Eukaryota; Metazoa; Chordata; Actinopteri; Perciformes; Cyclopteridae. The record is from RefSeq and is a predicted model, not a curated record. The transcript is spliced from 12 exons. Bases 66 to 2348 code for a protein of 760 amino acids. Gene Ontology annotation, molecular function: Wnt-protein binding; Wnt receptor activity. Gene Ontology annotation, biological process: non-canonical Wnt signaling pathway; canonical Wnt signaling pathway.
CCCCCGCAUUCGGCUUAUGGCCCCGCCCCCUUCUCCCCUCAAGGCGCUGGUUAGCUAACAGUAGCAUGAAGCUAGCGCACCUGGAGCGGCGUCUCGAGACCAAACAUGCUAAUCACGCCGGUUUCACAGAAGAACACACAAUCACAACCAGAUGUGGACUUGAAUCUCAGAAUAAAGGGCUGCUGCUGCUGCUCUGGGACCAGUUUGGUGCUCAUUUUGUGUCGAGCAUCUUAUUGAUAUGUGCCCUGAGCAGUGGUCCUAAAUCAGCGCCUUGUUUGUCGAGACUCCAUUGGUGGACUCCUCCUCCACCUCCUCAGCAGAGACCCAGCACCUCCGGAGGCUUCGUGAAAACAGCACAGGACCGUGUUGGUAGAUUUUACUCCAGAGCCAUGAAGCCUUUGUUGUUGGUGCUUUGGGGCUUGCUGCUGUCUCCCGGGCGGGCUCACGGCAGGGCUAACUGCAAGCCGGUAGCCUCGGGCUUCUGCCAGGGUUUGGGAUACACCUCGACCCCGCACCCGACCGGAGCGCCGGGCUUCGCCCUGCAGCAGAUCGCUCAGAUCGUGGAGACCGCCUGCUCGCCCAAUGUGGCCACGCUCAUGUGUCGGGUCGCCGUGCCCGAGUGUGGCUCGGAGGAGAGCGGCCAGAUGAAGCCGUGCAGAGCGCUCUGUGAGAAGGUCAAGAGCGACUGCGAGCCCGUCCUCAGGGCCAAGAGGCUGAGCUGGCCCACGAGGAUCCGGUGCGACGCCCUGCCGGCCUCCAGCUGUGUGCAGGGUCAAGACACCAGUGCUCCUCCUCCUCCUCCUCCUCCUCCGGCCUCGUGCCAGACGAUCACCGUCCCGCUCUGCAGAGACCUCCCUUACACCGACACCGUCCUGCCCAACGUCCUGGGCCACGCCACUCAGGAGGAGGCGGGGUCGGCUCUGUGGACGUUCGCGCCGCUCAUCCAAGUCGGCUGCUCCGCCCAGCUGAAGCCCUUCCUGUGCUCCGUCUUCACUCCCAAGUGUGUGUCGGGGGCGCCCGGGCCCCCCUGCAGGGCGCUGUGCGAGCAGGCGAGGGCCGGCUGCGAAUCCCUGAUGAACAAGAUCGGCCUCCAGUGGCCGGAGGCCCUCGGGUGCCAAGCGUUCACCUCGGAGUCCUGUGAGAACGCUCACGGCUUCGGUUUCACUCAGCCAUCCGGUGCCUCGUGCCAGACGAUCACCGUCCCGCUCUGCAGAGACCUCCCUUACACCGAGACCGUCCUGCCCAACGUCCUGGGCCACGCCACUCAGGAGGAGGCGGGGUCGGCGGCGUUUCAGUUUGCAUCGCUGGUGAGACUGGGGUGCUCCGCCCACCUGAAGACCUUCGUGUGCUCCGUCUACACCCCCGAGUGUGUGUCGGGGACGCCUCGGCCCCCCUGCAGAACGGUCUGCGAGCACGCGCGGUCCGACUGUCAAUCCCUGAUGAACAAGUUCGGCCUCCGGUGGCCCGAUUCCUUGAAGUGUGAAGCGUUUACCACCGAGUCCUGUGAACACUACGGAGUGGGCACCGGCGGAGGGAUCUGUGAGCCGAUCACCGUUCCGAUGUGCCAGGGCCUGUCCUACAACCAGACCAUGUCCCCGAAUCUCCUGGGACACGGCAGUCAGAGAGAAGCGGUGGCGAAGAUGUCCUUUUUCAACGCGAUGGUGCAGACGAUGUGCACGGUGGACAUACGCCUGUUCGUGUGCACGGUGUACGCCCCCCCGUGUCUGGCGGGGGAAGUGCAGCGGCCCUGCAGGUCGUUCUGCGAGAGGGCCAAACGGGGCUGUGAGGGCUUCAUGGCCAGCUUUGACGUUUCCUGGCCAGCUGAGCUGCAGUGUGACUCGUUCCCAGAGGACAAAUGUGUCUCGGAAGACAGCAGGCCUGACAUGUUAAAUGCCGAAGGACUUCUCGCGAAGCUGAUCGCCGGGGGCUACUCUGUUCGUGGAAAAACGCUGAGUCUGAAGACAGCCCGUCUGCUGUUGACUCUCAUGGACGCGGACAAGACCAGAGACCUGAAUGUGGUGGAGGUCUUUAAACUGGAGCACCAUGUGGCCGUUCUCCGGAGGGAGUAUGUGGAGAGCUACGAGGGGAGGAACCCGCCCUCCGUCACCCAAACCCAAAUGAAAAAGGCUCUGUCUCUCCGUGAAUUCCAUUUAGACGAGGAAACCUUCAGAGUUCUGUGGGACGAGAACCGAUCAGAGGGCGGAAUCGACUACGAUGAGUUUGUGGCCGUCCUGACGAAACUUCAGAUCCUCAGAGAGCGCUUCCAGGCUCACCGGCUGAGUUUGCCGUGCGACUGCCAAGUCGCCAGCUUCUCCUUCAAGCAGUUCAUGGAAUCAGCGAUAAUCUGAAGAUCAAACCGCAGGAGAGAAAGUCCUCAGAGCCGUGAGGACCACAUAUGUGGUUACGGAUCAUCUUCAUCACCAUCAUUCUAAAAGUUCAGGAACAUUCAUCAUCGAUGUCAGAAGUUUAUAUUUAGUCAGUUCAUGUGUGUGUUUGUUUGUGUGUUUUCAGAUCACAUGUAUGACUUCUGUAACGUUU